This is a messenger RNA of Aspergillus fischeri NRRL 181, 621 nucleotides long. RefSeq lists its product as uncharacterized. Bases 1 to 621 code for a protein of 206 amino acids. NCBI's taxonomy places the organism in Eukaryota, Fungi, Ascomycota, Eurotiomycetes, Eurotiales, Aspergillaceae. The record is from RefSeq and is a predicted model, not a curated record. The transcript has 4 exons.
AUGGAUUUCCAUCUCGUCCCUCGAGGAACAGACAGGAAUUACACAGGUUUCUUGACAAAAACCAUCGUCUACGCCAGCACCUUGCUUUUAUUUCUUGCUGCAUUCGGCCUGACGAUCUCAUCCAUCGUGGUCCCGAAAUGGGUCAGCUAUCAUAGCGAAAAGUUCCACUACUCCUACGGCCUCCACCGUCGCUGCUCCUCCCUCACCAACGUCUGCGAGAGUUUCCCCCAGCGCGAAGACUGCCAUGGCGAAGACCGGUACUUUUGCUCCAUGUGGCGGACCGUCGGGUUCCUGAUGUCGUUUGCUGUGGUGCUGGAGGGGAUGAGCGUGGUUGCGUAUCUGAUUGUGCUGUCGGGCGGGAAACGGCUGCGCGAGUCGGGGUGGAAGGUGCUGAGUCUGCUGAUUAUCCUGUCUGCGCUUGUGCAGGCGGCGAGUAUGUCGAUUGUCGCAUACUUGUAUGACAAUGAGGACCGCUUCUUUGUCGGCUGGCGGCUGGGCGAGUCCUGGAUUUAUUGCACCGUCAGCUGGUGCGUGAGUCUUUUCUGUGCGGUGGCCAUGAUACUUGCGGCGAAUAGUCUUCCGUCGGAGGGGGGAUAUGAGUUGAUUCCGGAUCAUUCUUAA